GACGACCACUCCAUGUUCUUCCAGUUCGGCCCGUCCAUCGAGCAGCAGGCGCAGGUCAUGCUCAACAUCAUGAAGGAGUACGACUGGUACGUCUUCUCCAUCGUCACCACGUACUAUCCCGGCUACCAGGACUUUGUCAACAAGAUCCGCAGCACCAUCGAGAACAGCUUCGUGGGCUGGGAGCUGGAGGAGGUGCUGCUGCUGGACAUGUCGGUGGACGACGGCGACAGCAAGAUCCAGAACCAGCUGAAGAAGCUGCAGAGCCCCGUCAUCCUGCUGUACUGCACCAAGGAGGAGGCCAACACCAUCUUCGAGGUGGCCCACUCGGUGGGCCUCACCGGCUACGGCUACACGUGGAUCGUGCCCUCGCUGAUCGCCGGGGACGCCGACCACGUCCCCGCCGUGUACCCCACAGGGCUCAUCUCCGUGUCGUACGACGAAUGGGACUACGGCAUCGAGGCCCGUGUGCGUGACGCGGUGGCUGUCAUCGCCACGGCAACCACCACCAUGAUGCUGGACCGGGGGCCGCACACCCUGCUCAAGUCCGGUUGCCACGGCGCCCCCGACAAGAAGGGCGCAAGUGCCGCCACCUCCAACGAAGUGCUCAAGUGA
Molecule: messenger RNA, 612 nt
Organism: Osmerus eperlanus (European smelt)
Lineage: Eukaryota; Metazoa; Chordata; Actinopteri; Osmeriformes; Osmeridae
Product: glutamate receptor ionotropic, NMDA 2B-like
Exons: 3
Biological process (GO): excitatory postsynaptic potential; long-term synaptic potentiation
Cellular component (GO): plasma membrane; NMDA selective glutamate receptor complex
Molecular function (GO): NMDA glutamate receptor activity
Source: RefSeq, a predicted model, not a curated record